UAACUUCAUUGUUGUCGGUAGAUAUUGUGGUGCGAUUAAUUCUUUAAAGCGGUUGUGAUAAUUUUAAUUGUUUUAUAAAUUAAUAAGAAAAAAAAAUGAGUUCAUGUACUGAUCUUUUACAUUUAAAUGAUAAGCGUCUCUUUCAAGAAUUAAAGAAAAGUUUACCAAAAGGCGCAAAAGAAACAAGAAAUAUAAUUGAAAUACGUGACGAUAUUCUCUAUGUUUGGAAUGCUGAUACAUGCUGUAUUUUAACAUUAGAUAUUGCUGCAACUCGAGAAAAACUUCACGAAGAUGUACCAUAUCAGUCUCUACAUUUGACGGAUCCGCCAAUUUUUGAAGUUACUCAUCUGGUUAUAAAUGAAUUGGUGACACAAUUAAUUCUUUGGGGCAAUUUGGGAAUCGUUGUUGUUGAAUUGCCAAAACGUUGGGGUAAAGAGUCGGCAUUUAAAGGAGGAAGAAACUCAAUUUCCUGCAUAAGUCAUCAUUUAGAUGGAUUUGGUUUUCAUCUUGCAACCAAUGAAAUUAGAAAAGCGAAAUGGCAUCCAGGUUCAAUAAAUCAUUCUCAUCUUGUUGUAUUAACAUCGCAAAAUACAUUUCAUUUAUACGAGUGUCUAAUUGGUGAAACUCCUACAUUAUUAAAAACAUGGAAAGUGGGACCAACACCUUCCACUUCACCCUCGAAAAUACCGAGUUUCGCAUCACUUGGAGAAAUAGCGGUUGAUUUUGAUUUUUCCUCACCUUGUGUUCAAACCGAAUCUGAUAAAGAUAUUGAGAUUGAUAAAAUGAAAUGGAAUCAAAUAGAAUGGCCUAUUCUCGUUCUCCGAGGAAAUGGCGAUGUUUUCAUUUUAAAAGGCGAUAUUUUAACGCCAAGAUCAUCAGCGCCAAUUGUUCUCGGAUCACUUAGUAUGUAUCCACCCGCUGUUGAUAAUUAUGGAAUUGAUUGUUGUUCGAUUAUGUGUAUACAAACAACUCCGCCAAUUGUUGUGAUAGCUGAUUGUUCGGGAAAAAUAUAUCACGCAAUUUUAUUGCCCGAUGACUUUGAAGAUGAGGAAAAGAAAACAUGGUCUCAAUAUGGUUCGACUUAUAGUCUUCAUACCCCAGAUGUUGCUCUUUAUGUUUAUGAAUGCGUAGAAAUGGAAUUGGGUCUUUUUUAUAAUGACGACGAUAAAAAAUAUACUUGUCCAGUUUAUCUUCACAAAGACAAAGAUAAUAGUUCAAGGUAUUUUUGUUCACAUAAUGCAGGAAUUCAUGUUGUAAAUUUGCCAAUGGUUUCUCAAUUAGAAGAAUAUCGAGACGCAGGUGAAGAAAAUCUCGAUUUGUUUCUUCCCUCAUUGAAAAAUCAAUCAAAUUCUCAAUAUUUGGUUUGCACUCGUACAAAACAUACUGUUUUCGAUGAUGCAACACCAAUUUUGGGUCUUGGUUUAUUAAGAGAACCUUGUGUUCUUAUUUCCCUUUUAUAUACUGGAUUUGUUGUUAAUUUAUCUAUUGCUGACUUUAAUUAUUUGCCAAAAUUUGAAUAUAAUCGACCAAUUAACAGUUCCAGUAAAAAGGUAACUAAAGAACCAUUUGACGCAUACAUUAAACAAUUUUUAAGACACGAAUCAUCACAACCAAUCACAAUGCUUGGACUUCGACAAAAUUUGACAGCACGUGAUUCUCUUGAGUUACUUUACCGAGCAACGACAAUUUUUCGAUCGCAACAUUUUUUGCGCCACGAUAAAGUACGAGAAGAAAUUUUAAAGAAAGUACGAACAUUAAAAGCCUUAAAAAAUCAUCAACUAAAGGAACUUGAAUAUUUGAUUCAUGUGAAAAAAGAAUUACAAGAGACUGCGGAAAAAUUAGCAGAACGCUACGAGGAUAUAAAAGAUAAUCAAGAGGAUCUUGCUCGAAGAGCACAAGAGGUACUUCGAUUAGUUAAUUUAAAAGAGCCUUCAUUAUCGCCUAUUGAGAGAGCAGAAGCUGAAGAAAUGAAAUUAAUCGAGAAUAAAGUGAAAGAAUUUUCCGUACGAUUGGAACAAUUAAAAAAGAAAGCAAAUAAACAAACUAUAAAUAUUGUUGAAAGUCCAAAUACAAAUGGAAAGAAAAAGGAAAUUGUUUUCAAAGAAAAACAAGUGGAAACAAUAAAAUCGAAUCUACUUCAAAUGGGCAAAGAUAUUGCUGACCUUGUGUCGCGAACAAAAACCCUAGAAGAAGAAGUUUUAUAAAAUCAAUAUACGAAUUUUAUAAUCGAAAUUUUUUACGGGCUAAUUUUUUUGUUCAGUUUAAUAAUAUAUCAUUAUUUUGA
This is a messenger RNA of Leptopilina boulardi, 2284 nucleotides long. It is a transcript of the gene mbo, whose product is annotated as nuclear pore complex protein Nup88. Bases 96 to 2204 code for a protein of 702 amino acids. The record is from RefSeq and is a predicted model, not a curated record. Gene Ontology annotation, molecular function: structural constituent of nuclear pore. Lineage: Eukaryota; Metazoa; Arthropoda; Insecta; Hymenoptera; Figitidae. Gene Ontology annotation, biological process: ribosomal large subunit export from nucleus; protein import into nucleus; ribosomal small subunit export from nucleus. The transcript is spliced from 13 exons. Gene Ontology annotation, cellular component: nuclear pore.